AACAUCGCCGCCGCCGCGGAAAACGCGUCUCUUGCCGGGCCCAUCAUCUACAACUCCGUCGUCGCAUUUCACAUCUCGAGUCGCAAGACCCGCCAGAGGCCGCCCAGAAUGUCCGCCUCAGAUCAAAACAACCAACAGCCACCACCCCAGACCGAGCCGCAUCGAACGACACAAACACAGGCGCACGACCACGCCGUCCAACCCCCGACGACGGGAUCCGACACGCAGACCGGCGCCGCGUCAAUAGCAACAGCGGCAAGCGCCGCAGCACAACCACCACAACGCCCACAAGAAGGAGGAGGCGAAGGGGGAGGAGCUGGAGAGGAACAUGAACACCAGCCGCCGCCGGGCUCCCCUCCACUCCCGCCAAAACACACCCCAGUGACACCGGGUCCGCGCGCAACCCGAUUCACCCAGCUCUACGAUCUCGCCCUCCAGCGUACCCUCCAAAAGGUCAGCUACGACAACUUCGCGUCGUGCUUCCCAACAAUUGCCGUCCAUGCGCCCAACACGCUGCGCAACGUCCAGAAGCAGAUGGUUGACUACCUCGAGGAGAGGUGUAACAAGGACUUCCAAUCGAUCCUGGUAGACCGCGAUGUCAUCCGGAAACUUAACGACUUUGAGAACCUCGUCAGCGACGCCGAGCGCAGGAGACAAGAAAGCGGCGACUCGGCAGAAGAACCGAUUCCACCGCACCUCCUGUCCCCCGACGAGGUUCUCGCAGCCCACCUUGCGCCGCGCCUCGCCUCGCAGCAGUCCCACCUCAACGCCCGCCUUCAAAACACACAAGCCUCGAACGAGUCCCUCUUCGCCACCAUCCAGUCCCAGCGCGCCGAGAUCGAUGCCCUCCUCGCCCAGCUCGAGAGCCACGUCGCCGACAUUGACGGCGCCAACGCCAUGCUGGUGGACGUCGCUCCCGAGCUGGCUGCUGAGGCGCGCGCUUCCGAGGCUCAGAUGUCAGGAAUGUAAUGGACACAAGGGAAAGUGAAGAAGGUGAACAAGAGGAAAGGAAGAAAGGCUGAUUUUUUUUUUUCCGUCGAGCUUGUUUAUGGAGUGCAUUAGAUACCACUUUGAUAUUACCAGGGUCUGUAUCCAUUUCCCUGCCUGAAGCCUUUCUUAGCCGAUGUCAAUG
Messenger RNA from Colletotrichum navitas, 1132 nucleotides. Its product is annotated as Nnf1-domain-containing protein. The transcript has 3 exons. Gene Ontology annotation, cellular component: MIS12/MIND type complex. Bases 109 to 969 code for a protein of 286 amino acids. Gene Ontology annotation, biological process: chromosome segregation. Lineage: Eukaryota; Fungi; Ascomycota; Sordariomycetes; Glomerellales; Glomerellaceae. The record is from RefSeq and is a predicted model, not a curated record.